UUCAGUAGUGCAUCAGGAUUUAAAGGUCUCGGUUACGGCCUUAAAGGAAGAAGCAUCGAUUCAGCUGAAGAAGGUCUUUUCCUGCAAACAAAAUUCAAAGGAUAUGGCCAGGAUGGUAGCAUGGCACAGUCACAGCUUUCACAAGAGCAAACAGGUUUAAAAGGGACCACGCUUACAAGUUUUAAAGGGGCCACACUUUCAAGUACAAAAGGGGCCAUGCUUUCAAGUACAAAAGGGGCCAUGCUUUCAAGUACAAAAGGGGCCAUGCUCUCAAGUACAAAAGGGGCCAUGCUCUCAAGUACAAAAGGGGCCAUGCUCUCAAGUACAAAAGGGGCCAUGCUCUCAAGUACAAAAGGAGCCAGGCUUUCAAGUGCAAAAGGGGCCAUGCUCUCAAGUACAAAAGGAGCCAUGCUUUCAAGUGCAAAAGGGGCCACGCUUUCCAGUGCAAAAGGGGCCUCACUUACAAGUUUAAAAGGGGCCUCGCUUUGUCGUAUGGGACAAGAAUCUCAACUGAAAUCCCUUGGAGAACUAAAGUCCCAAGAAGCCCAAGUAAAAUCCUAUAGUCAACAAAAAUCCUUUGGUGGCCAAGUAAAAUCCUUUGGUCAACAAAAAACCCUUGGUGGCCAAUUGAGCUAUGCACAGAUGAAAUCCCAAGAAUCUCAAAUGAAAUCCUUCGGAGGACUACAGUCCUCCAGUGGACAGCUAAAAUCCCAAGAUGCCCAGUUGAAAUCCUAUAGUCAACAAAAAUCCUUUGGUGAAGAAGCCCAACUGAAAUCCUUUGGAGGACUACAGUCCUCCAGUGGACAGCUAAAAUCCCAAGAUGCCCAAUUGAAAUCCUAUAGUCAACAAAAAUCCUUUGGUGAAGAAGCCCAACUGAAAUCCUUUGGAGGACUACAGUCCUCCAGUGGACAGCUAAAAUCCCAAGAUGCCCAGUUGAAAUCCUAUAGUCAACAAAAAUCCUUUGGUGAAGAAGCCCAACUGAAAUCCUAUGGCCAACAAAAAUCCCAACAGUCACAAUUAGCCUAUAGCCAAAUGAAAGCCAGUAGUCUCCAACAAAAAUUCCAUGGUCAAGAAAAAUCCCUAAAAGGUUUUUCUCAACAAUCUCAACAAAAAGGAUUUUCCAUGGAUGAAGAAAUGUCACAGCAGCGUAAACAUUAUGAUGAGGAGGAGCAAUCUGCACAACAAAAGUCUACCCAGCAUGUCAAGUCAGAGGAAGACUUAGCCCAAUUUGGACAACAACGGCAAUUUGGACAAGAAAACUCACAAGCCUAUAAAGGAUAUCUUGAACAGUUCAAAAGGAAAUCUCAGGAUAGCUUUCUUACAAAGGGAGGGGCAGGCCUAUUUCAAAGUCAACAAAAGGUAUAACGUAUUCACUGACCAACUAAAGACCAA
This is a messenger RNA of Meriones unguiculatus (Mongolian gerbil), 1392 nucleotides long. Its product is annotated as seminal vesicle secretory protein 2-like. The record is from RefSeq and is a predicted model, not a curated record. Lineage: Eukaryota; Metazoa; Chordata; Mammalia; Rodentia; Muridae. The transcript has a single exon. Gene Ontology annotation, biological process: sperm capacitation. Bases 121 to 1365 code for a protein of 414 amino acids. Gene Ontology annotation, cellular component: extracellular exosome.